AUGAAGGAGAUGGAAUUCCUUGAGCUCAGGCAAGGGAACACGACUGUAGCUAAAUACGCAACCAAGUUUGAAGAGCUAGUGAGAUAUUUUCCUCAAUACCAAGGAAGGGAUAAUGAAAGCUCAAAAUGUGUGAAGUUUCUAAAUGGCUUGCGACCUGAGGUGAAGCAAGCUGUGAAUUAUCAAGGUGUUCAUCAAAUCCCACUAUUGGUGAACAUGUGUAGAAUUUGGGAUGAAGACUCUCGAGAUAGUGCAACGUAUUAUCGGAGCACGAGUCCAAUGAAGAACAAGAAGAAUGGAUCCCAAAAUUGGGGAAGACAAUACCCGACCUCUCCUAAGCAUUAUGGUAAUUUCCCCAACAAUCAGAGGACUACUGCUAUGGGGUUUUCUAGUGGUAGUGGUAGCAAACCCACUACUUUCUCAACUCAGAUAGUUUGUUACAGGCAUGAUAAGCCACACCAUAUUUCUUCAAACUGUGCGGACAAAGACAUGACUUGUUUCAACUGUAGAUAG
This is a messenger RNA of Glycine soja, 510 nucleotides long. RefSeq lists its product as uncharacterized. Lineage: Eukaryota; Viridiplantae; Streptophyta; Magnoliopsida; Fabales; Fabaceae. The transcript has a single exon. The record is from RefSeq and is a predicted model, not a curated record. Bases 1 to 510 code for a protein of 169 amino acids.